This is a messenger RNA of Scomber japonicus (chub mackerel), 2148 nucleotides long. It is a transcript of the gene pank2, whose product is annotated as pantothenate kinase 2. Bases 137 to 1435 code for a protein of 432 amino acids. Gene Ontology annotation, cellular component: cytosol; nucleus. Lineage: Eukaryota; Metazoa; Chordata; Actinopteri; Scombriformes; Scombridae. The transcript is spliced from 7 exons. Gene Ontology annotation, molecular function: pantothenate kinase activity; ATP binding. The record is from RefSeq and is a predicted model, not a curated record. Gene Ontology annotation, biological process: coenzyme A biosynthetic process.
CAGCUACUUAGCUAGCUAAUUAGCUGGCCCGUUGUGCGUUGGACUUCAUUAUCCACAUAAUUCAUUGACAUUUACUGAUUUUAUUUAUCACAAACUAUAGCAUAAAUGUUAUAAAAAAGAUAAUAUUGUCAUUUCAAUGGCGUUUAAUGGCCACCAACGCGACGAUGAAACCACCGACGAAGACGAAACGCCCACGAAGCAUCCGCGCUCCGCCAAAGAGAUGCCCGGUUGUUUCAGGAGCGACCCCAACAAUGAGGCAGCAGCGGCCGCCGAACGAGCCACAUUCGACCGCCGAACUUCCAACUCAACGGCGAGGAUUCGGAGCGACUCGGUGAAGAAAACAAGGCCGCCAUUUCCCUGGUUUGGGAUGGACAUAGGAGGCACUCUGGUGAAGCUGGUGUACUUCGAGCCCAAAGACAUCACAGCCGAGGAGGAGCAGGAAGAGGUGGAGAACCUGAAGAGCAUCCGGCGCUACCUGACCUCUAACACCGCUUAUGGCAAAACAGGCAUCAGGGACGUGCACCUGGAGCUGCAGGACCUGACGCUGUGCGGCAGGACGGGCAACCUGCACUUCAUCCGCUUCCCAACGCAUGACCUUCCGGCCUUCCUGCAGAUGGGCCGCAACAAGCACUUCUCCAGCCUCCACACCACCCUCUGUGCCACUGGAGGGGGGGCGUACAAGUUUGAGUCUGAUUUCCGCACGAUGGCCGACCUGCAGCUUCACAAGCUCGACGAGUUGGACUGUUUGGUCCGAGGGGUGUUGUACAUCGACUCGGUGGUGUCCAGCGGCCCCUCGGAGUGCUACUACUUUGAAAACCCCACGGACCCAGACCGCUGCAUUCAGAGACCCUACACACUGGAGAACCCCUAUCCCCUGCUGCUGGUCAACAUAGGGUCCGGGGUCAGCAUCCUGGCCGUCUACUCUGAGAACAACUACAAACGAGUUACUGGGACCAGCCUCGGUGGUGGGACCUUCCUGGGCCUUUGCUGCCUGCUGACCGGCUGCUCUACUUUCGAGGAGGCCCUACAAAUGGCUUCAGAAGGGGAGAGCACCCGUGUGGAUAAGCUGGUUCGGGACAUCUACGGAGGAGACUACGAGAGGUUUGGACUGCCAGGCUGGGCUGUGGCCUCAAGUUUUGGCAACAUGAUGUCUAAAGAGAAGAGGGAGUCCGUGUCCAAAGAGGACCUGGCCAGAGCAACACUGGUCACCAUCACUAAUAACAUCGGCUCCAUCACUCGAAUGUGCGCUCUCAACGAGAACAUUGAGAGAGUGGUGUUUGUGGGCAACUUCCUGAGAGUGAACACCCUCUCUAUGAAGCUGCUGGCCUACGCUAUGGACUACUGGUCCAAAGGUCAACUCAAAGCCCUCUUCCUACGGCACGAGGGUUACUUCGGAGCAGUCGGAGCCCUCCUCGAGCUCCUACAUCCUUCUUAAUCCGUCCAACUUCACCCAAAGAAGCACUUGUCAAUCUGCUGCAAAGACCAUUCGCACUUUAGACCGCUCAGAGUCAUUUCCACGGUGGGAUAUUUUUUUUACGCCCCUGCCACCUCCCCAGUUACUGCGAAAUUUCGGUUUUGCGGCCACCAAAACUGUCACACACAACAUUUUUGAGGUCCUAAUUAUUACGCUCUCAAGAAAUCAAGUUGAUUUGUAAAAAAAUGGUGAAAGUGGCUUCUGAAUUUUUGACACACACCAGCUGUUGUGGUCAGUGGUUUAAAAACCGGUUUCCUGCUCGUACCAAAAGUCUUUAGGCAGAAGCCAUCAUCGUCGUCUGCAGGACUUAAAACGCUUCUCAAGGAAAUUCACCACGGUUGCCUGAAAUACUGAAGAUAUAUAAAAAGUACUUUGAACGUACCCGUCGUCAUAGUUUUGACUUGUAGACUGCACUUAGCCCUCAGUGGAUAUCAGGUCCUGGUCCAAAUAUUGGAAAGUGUUUUUUUUCUUUUUUUUAUAUGGUUUAUUUGACUUUACUUAGGUACCAGAUGGAUGGGAGUGUGUUUUUUAAAUCGAAUGAUACUGUUAACGGUUCAGUAUGUACCUCAGGUUUUGGGGUCAUGAUUCGGUACCAGUAGAAAAAGAAAGAAAGAUAAAUACCAUUGAUCUUCAUUUAGAUAAAUAUAAACCUCCUACGGUGACUCAUUGGAUGU